GCUCUACCUCUCUGUUGGUCAACUCUGCUCCUGCUCUCUUUUCCUCUCUCGGCCUGCUGCUUUCUCUUCUGCUGUUUUGUGGUGGAUCGUGCUCUUUCUCAUCGUUUGCAAAGUUGGCGUGCUGUCCACCACACGAGGAGACUAUCAUCAGCCACCGCCUACCCCCACGCCUUCACUAUAGCACCCCUCGCCAGAUCCGCUUCCUGGAAGACCAACAACAUGCCCAUAUGAUAUCCAUGAACGACAGAAGUCCAUUUUACUUUUUUUCACUGUCAUCUGCUUCUCUGACUGUCUGAAUCUAUCCUUAUCCACAACCACACAAGCCGAAGCUCUAUCACUCGUCUCCAACACACUUACUCUUCCUCGUCCAUCUUCUUUCUUCUGAUUUAAUCAAAUCAUUGGAUAACAUCUUGCUGCUUCUGCUGCUCGGGGACACAGAAGAAAAAAUGGCUGGAGGAAGUGAUCCAUUUCAGAGAUAUUUUGAGGAAGUGGAUGGUGGUUUAUUGAAGUGCAUUUUUUGUGAGAAGACAUUGGCUGGAAGUACUUCCACUACAAGGAUGAAAUAUCAUCUGGCAAGAGUUCGAGGUGGUGGUGUCAAAAUUUGUGAAAAAGUAUCUCCACAUGUUCAACAAGCAGCGUUUGGUAAGCUUCCUGACAGAAUGCGUGGGAGUAUGCCAAGUUCAAGCAAUAAUAUAAUAGUUACUGCAGAUUCAGAUCCUGCGCAAGAUUUAGAAAUGCAACAACAAGGACAAUCUCCUUUGGAUGAUGGACUGUCAUGGAUGUAUGAGAUGAUUGGGGGAGAGAUUGUGUUUACCGAGGAAAACGCAGCUCUUGGCAUGCAUAUGCCCGAUGCACCUGAGACUGGACUGGGAAUAGAGCCAGCAGUUCAAGCAUUUGAAACGGAUAUGAAUAACUUCACAUCUUCAUUGACGAGGGAUGUUGAGUUAAGCAGUGGUAUAGAGAGUCGGGAAUUGAUGCGGGCUGGUACCGAGAGAGGAAGCUGUUCUAAAAUGCCUGUAGAUAAGAGUGUGCCAAGUUCAAGCAAUAGCGAGGCAAUUAAGGCAGCUUCAACUGCUUUGCGGGGCUUAGAAAUGGAACAAGAAGAACAACCUCUUUCGGAUGAACGAGGACAGAAGGGUUUUCUGAUUGGGGGGGAGACUGAGCUUGUCGAGGAACCUAGAGCUCCUGUCAUUCUUAUGCCAUAUGAACCCGAGACUAGACAAAGAACAGAGCAAGCACAUCAGUCAUUUGAAAUGAACUUGAAUAACAUCUCAUCCUCAUCAAUGAGGGAUUUUGAGUUAAGAAUUGGUAGACUGGCCACGAGUCCGGAAUUGAUGCAGUCUGUUGUUGAGAGACAACCGUCUUCUAAAAGGCCUGUACAUAAGAAACGUAGGACUGGAAGAUAUGUAUUGCCGACAACAAAGCUAGUGGGCCAAGCUAUGGAAAGAAACAUGAAGGAUGUCUGGUCUUGGUUGUUGAAUGAUGAGGUCUCAUGCAUUGGCAUUUGGGGGAUGGGGGGGGUGGGAAAGACAGCUUUGGCUACGCAUAUCCACAAUCAGCUUCAAGAGAAACCAGACAUUUUUCCUCGUGUUUGUUGGAUUUCUGUGCCUCAAGAUUUUAGCGUUCACGCAUUGCAGGAUCUCAUUGCCGAAGCUUUUGGUUUAUAUCUUGGGAAUGGAAAAGAUCUGGUGAAUAGAGCCGGGGAGCUAUGGACAACAUUGAGUGUGACAAAAUGUGUUUUAAUUAUUGAUAAUUUGUGGAAUCAUUUUCCUCUUGAUAAAGUGGGAAUACCUCUUAAAACAGAUGGGUGUAAGCUGAUUCUUACAACUAGAUCAUUGGACACAUGUCGAAAAAUGGAUUGCCGAAAGAUAAUCAAACUGGAGCCUCUUUUUAAGGAUGAGGCUUGGGAUCUGUUCAAAGACAGAUUAGGGCGUGGUGUACUUUAUCCUGAGAUCGCAGAGUCUAUUGUGAAGGAGUGUGAUGGUUUGCCCCUUGGAAUCAUAACAAUGGCUCGAAGCAUGAAGGGAGUGGAUGGUGAAUAUCGUUGGAGAGAUGCAUUGCUAAAACUGAGAAGAUUAGAAGUUGGACCGGGUGAGAUGGAAGCCAAUGUAUUUCGAGUAUUGAAAUUUAGCUAUGCUCAGUUGAACUAUUCAGCACUUCAAGAGUGCUUCUUACGUAUCACACUAUUUCCAAAAGGCAAGAUCAUCUUGAGAGAGGACUUGAUAGAGUAUUUGAUUGACGAGGGGAUAGUCAAAGAAAUGGUGAGAAGGCAUGCACAAUUUGAUAGGGGCCAUACCAUGCUUGAUGAACUUGAAGAGGCCAGCUUAUUAGAAGGUUCCAGGGACGAUGAAGAUUACAGAUAUGUCAAGAUGCAUGAUUUGAUUUGGGAUAUGGCUUGGAAAAUAUUGAACGAAAGUGGGGGGGCUAUGGUUCAAGCAGGUGCACAACUAACAGAAUUACCCGAUGUAAGAUUGUGGAGAGAGGAACUGUUAAGAGCUUCACUCAUGGAAAAUAGAAUCGAGAAUAUUCCAACGGGCUUUUCACCAAUGUGCCCCCGUCUCUCAACAUUAUUGUUAUGCAGAAACUACAAAUUGAAUUUGGUCGAGGAUUCUUUUUUCCAGCACCUCAUCGGACUCAAGGUUCUUGAUCUUUCCGACACAGAUAUAGAGAAGUUGCCGGAAUCUAUUUGUCAUCUGACGAGUCUCGCUGCAUUGUUGCUGGGAUGGUGUGCAAAGCUGAGUUAUGUACCAUCAUUAGCAGAGCUUACGGCAUUGGAGAAGUUGGAUCUCAGUUACACUGGACUUGAAGAUUUGCCCGAGGGAAUGGAAAGGCUGGAAGAUCUCAGGUAUCUUAAUCUUGAUGGAAGUGGGGUGCGUGUUUUACGGUCCGGUAUUUUACCCCAACUCUCAAAAUUACAGUUCCUCAAGCUUCAUCAGAAAUCUGAAGUUGUUCUCUCUGUUAGAGGAGAUGAAGUUUCCAGAUUACAUUGGUUGGAAACUUUGGAAUGCAACUUCCGAGAUCUAGACGAUUUGGGAAAGACAGCUUUGGCUACGCAUAUCCACAAUCAGCUUCAAGAGAAACCAGACAUUUUUCCUCGUGUUUGUUGGAUUUCUGUGCCUCAAGAUUUUAGCGUUCACGCAUUGCAGGAUCUCAUUGCCGAAGCUUUUGGUUUAUAUCUUGAGAAUGGAAAAGAUCUGGUGAAUAGAGCCGGGGAGCUAUGGACAACAUUGAGUUUGACACAAUGUGUUUUAAUUAUUGAUAAUUUGUGGAAUCAUUUUCCUCUUGAUAAAGUGGGAAUACCUCUUAAAACAGAUGGGUGUAAGCUGAUUCUUACAACUAGAUCAUUGGACACAUGUCGAAAAAUGGAUUGCCGAAAGAUAAUCAAACUGGAGCCUCUUUUUAAGGAUGAGGCUUGGGAUCUGUUCAAAGACAGAUUAGGGCGUGUACUUUAUCCUGAGAUCGCAGAGUCUAUUGUGAAGGAGUGUGAUGGUUUGCCCCUUGGAAUCAUAACAAUGGCUCGAAGCAUGAAGGGAGUGGAUGGUGAAUAUCGUUGGAGAGAUGCAUUGCUAAAACUGAGAAGAUUAGAAGUUGGACCGGGUGAGAUGGAAGCCAAUGUAUUUCGAGUAUUGAAAUUUAGCUAUGCUCAGUUGAACUAUUCAGCACUUCAAGAGUGCUUCUUACGUAUCACACUAUUUCCAAAAGGCAAGAUCAUCUUGAGAGAGGACUUGAUAGAGUAUUUGAUUGACGAGGGGAUAGUCAAAGAAAUGGUGAGAAGGCAUGCACAAUUUGAUAGGGGCCAUACCAUGCUUGAUGAACUUGAAGAGGCCAGCUUAUUAGAAGGUUCCAGGGACGAUGAAGAUUACAGAUAUGUCAAGAUGCAUGAUUUGAUUUGGGAUAUGGCUUGGAAAAUAUUGAACGAAAGUGGGGAGGCUAUGGUUCAAGCAGGUGCACAACUAACAGAAUUACCCGAUGUAAGAUUGUGGAGAGAGGAACUGUUAAGAGCUUCACUCAUGGAAAAUAGAAUCGAGAAUAUUCCAACGGGCUUUUCACCAAUGUGCCCCCGUCUCUCAACAUUAUUGUUAUGCAGAAACUACAAAUUGAAUUUGGUCGAGGAUUCUUUUUUCCAGCACCUCAUCAAACUCAAGGUUCUUGAUCUUUCCGACACAGAUAUAGAGAAGUUGCCGGAAUCUAUUUGUCAUCUGACGAGUCUCGCUGCAUUGUUGCUGGGAUGGUGUGCAAAGCUGAGUUAUGUACCAUCAUUAGCAGAGCUUACGGCAUUGAAGAAGUUGAAUCUCAGUUACACUGGACUUGAAGAUUUGCCCGAGGGAAUGGAAAGGCUGCGGGAUCUCAGGUAUCUUAAUCUUGAUGGAAGUGGGGUGCGUGUUUUACGGUCGGGUAUUUUACCCAAACUCUUACACUUAGAGUUCCUCAAGCUUCAUCAGAAACCUGGAGUUGUUCUCUCAGUUAGCGGACAUGAAGUUUCCAGCUUGCAUUGGUUGGAAACUUUGGAAUGCAACUUCCGUGAUCUAGAAGAUUUCCGAUAUUUCCGUAGUAGAUUGAAAUGUUCACUAAUUGCAUGCAAGGUUACUGUAGGACGACCUUGUUUCUCUUCACUCGAAGUUCUAAAUUAUACAAGAUCGAAGUCAGGGUUAAUUAAAGAGGCUUGGUUUUAUGACCUCAUGAUUGACAAUGCAACUUUUCUGUUCCCGGGCUUCAUUACAAAAGCAGUUUUUGUGAGUUGUCAAAACAUGAGAACCUUAUGUCCAUGUUUUUUAUUUGUAGGGUUUGAGAUUCUACACCUUGAUGGUUUGAUAAUCUUAGAAACCCUUUCUGAAGUACCUUCACAGCUAGGUAGUUCUGGUGUCUUCUACAAUAUCAGAGAGAUCGUGAUACAUAAAUGUCAUAGGAUGAAGGUGCUGCUCCCUCCUUGGUUGUUGGAUGCACUCCGAUUAGAAGUGAUUGUAGUUGAAGAUUGUUACAACAUGCAGGAGAUAAUGGGAAGUGGUGAAGUUUUGGUACGUGAAAAGGAGCUUCUCUCUCCUUCUGAUAGUUUUGAUACGACAUUGAGGGUUUUGGUAUUGAAGAAAUUACCGAAUUUGAAUAGCAUUUAUUCUGGAAGUUUUCUAUGCAAUUCUCUUGAAGAAAUUACUGUGGGUGAUUGCCCGCAGCUAACGAGGAUCCCGUUCAGUAUUUCCCAUUCUCUUAAGAAAAUUGAAGUAGAUCCUGAAAGUUUGUUGAGCACAGUUGAUCAUGUUUCAUGAUUUCUAGCCAUUUGCUAUUAUUCCGGGGAUGAAAUUAGGAUUUUAUGAUUUCUAGGGAUUGUUUUGUAUUUUGGUAUUGGAACCUUUACCUAAUAGUAAAGGUAUGACGUCAUGCUAUUUAUGU
This is a messenger RNA of Populus euphratica (Euphrates poplar), 5385 nucleotides long. RefSeq lists its product as uncharacterized. Gene Ontology annotation, molecular function: protein binding; ATP hydrolysis activity; ADP binding. The transcript has 3 exons. Bases 447 to 5261 code for a protein of 1604 amino acids. The record is from RefSeq and is a predicted model, not a curated record. NCBI's taxonomy places the organism in Eukaryota, Viridiplantae, Streptophyta, Magnoliopsida, Malpighiales, Salicaceae.